Syngnathus acus (greater pipefish) is the source of this 1789-nucleotide messenger RNA. Its product is annotated as DNA ligase 1. The transcript has 6 exons. Lineage: Eukaryota; Metazoa; Chordata; Actinopteri; Syngnathiformes; Syngnathidae. The record is from RefSeq and is a predicted model, not a curated record. Bases 132 to 1328 code for a protein of 398 amino acids.
CUUGACCUAACAAACGCGCGCGCGUGCACGCCGCUGUGCAAGCCUCUUGCUCAGUACCUCACUCCUCAUCCAGGGUGUUACGUGUGUGUAUGUGUGUGAUGACUGGCAUUCGCAUCCAACCCGCGGGUUGAAUGAUAUCUCCUGGAAGGAACAACAUUUUGGAUCCUAUGGGAUUGCUGACCGCCGCAGUCUGUCUGUUGGCAGCCGUGGGAGUGGGAUGUCGGCCAGUAAUAUCACCCCUCAAUGAUGCAAAGGUUGAAUGUAUUAUUCAAGAAACGUUGAAUGAAGAUGGGUCGCAACAUGAAUGUGGCCCUCAGCUAGCAGCGGAACUUGAUGAAGUGCAAAGACACCAGGGUCUGCUUGGGGAGCUGCAGAGGCUGGCUGAUGAUGAGAGAGAGCGGUAUGAGUACAAUCCAGCUGAUGAGGAGGGUGAUUUGGAGUCGAAGGAUGACGAGAGCGAUGCGGGCAAAACAACAAUGGAAGGUAACCCCAAGAGGAGGGAGAUGGAUGAGCCAAAGGUAGACGAUACGGGGAUCCACGAUGAAGAGGAGAGAGCUAAGGAGCUUGAGGAGCUGCUAGCUGAAGAGAUCAGCAAGAAGGAAAAGGAGGAGAGAAAUGAUGAAGAGCUCAAAGAGCUGCUGAGAGAGUUGAAGAAAAAGCGUUACGAGAUGAAGGAAAGAGGAAGCCCAAAAAGCCAGUCGUCAGAAAAUGGCCAGGCGGAAGACGACACCAAGCAAAAGAUGGCCGCAGACAAAGAGGAAUUCCAGCAAAAGAGUUUUGACGACCAGAGGAAGGAUGAGUUAGAGCUGAGCGCAGAGAAGGAGAAGGUGGAGAAGGAGCUGAAGGAGCUGACGAGCAAGAAUAACCCAGAGGAGGAGAAGGCGAGGAAGGAGAAGCAGGAGGAGCUGGACGAGCUAGUCAAGAAGAUGCAAAGAGUGCAAGACGAGGCGCGAGCGCAGAAGAGCGAUGAUGACGCGGACCAGAGCAAGCCUGAGGGGGACGGAAAAGAGGGUGACAAGGGUAGAGGUGAGAGUGAAGCAAGGAGCGAAGAGGGAGGGGUGGAGGUGAAGGAGCCGCAGCAGAAGAGAGUGAUGGAGAAAGCCAGCGAUGAGGCCACUCGCCAGUUUGAGAGGGAGAGGUUGAAGGACCAGGACGACGACGACGACGAUCCGCGUGGGGAGGAUGAGGAUGAUGAGGAUGACUACAUCAGAGAGGAUGAAGAUGAGGAUGAAGGUGCUUUGGAAGAUGAUGAAGGAGAGGAGCUGCUGGAGAUUGAAGCCCAGUUGCGUGAAGUUGCCGCAGAGCUGAGAGAGCUGCGGAGAGGAUAAACACCCACACACACAAUAGCUCUUGGUUGCAUUCUCAUUCAAACAUUCAGCUCGCCUGAUUCCCAUUAACAGCAUCUGUGUCCCUUCUUUGGAUGCAAAAUGAUUUUUUUCUGGGAACUGUUUCAUCAGUGUCAAUGCUAAUUUUAGUUUAGGAGCUCUCAAUCCAUGGCUUGCUAGAAUAACCUGUAAAUGUUUAGUUGACAGGUGGAAUCAUUCACCAACUGCCACAGAAGCAAGCAUUCAGCACUUUCAUUUAAAUGCCAUUUCUUCCUAGAAAUGCCUAGAAAUUAUAGUGCUGAGUCAUCAAAACAGGCACACAGUGCUUCUUGUCUCAAAUGUUACGUAUAUAAGCAAUUUGUGUGUAUCAGUAUCUGUUUUGUGCAAUAACCGAUACCUAUAUGUGAAGUGUUAUGACUGUUAUGUGAUAUUUCUACCCAAGGGUAAACAUUUAUUAUUCUCAA